CAUAGCCAUAGACCUUAAAUGAUUGGCUUAUAAGGAGCAUGUGGUCAAGCCAUUGAACGACAGAUUGCCAUCUCCUUCUUGAAACAUCUCUGACAACAUACGUACUCUCGUGGCUGAGGAAGGCAUGAGUGGUACAAAAAUAGAUUCCAUUAACUAGUCGUCUCUUCAUAAUGGCCAGUCAAGGUGAUGGAGAGGUGUGGAACUCGCAUCCGGUUUACGCCCGAUACUGGCAGCACUACCAGCAGGCCAUGAGCUGGCACCAGAGGCAUAAGCGGGCAUACAGAAAAGCUUUGGAGGCUGGCUACUUCCAGACACUGUAUGCCAUGUACCCCUCUGCCAUCCAGCGAUACUCAGAUUGGCAUGCAGACGAGUGCUGGGGGAACACUCACAGAGACAGAACGACAGGUAGAGAAGAAGAAAGGGAGAAUGAGGCCACUGAUUCAGACAGUGAACUGGAGGAGGAGAGUUCGGAUGAGAGCCAGAUCGAGUGUGACGUCAGUAACAUGGACAUCUCAGAAGAGCUGCGACAAUACUUUGCCCAGACAGAGCGUCACAAGCAGGAACUCAAGAAACAACAGCAGAUGGAGGCAGAGCAGCAGGACUCGUAUGUUCUAGCUGACCAAGACAUGCACAGAGUUUCCUGGCGCAGCAGCCUGCCUCCUUCAGAGCGUCCAGGAGAAAGGAGGACUGCAGAGAUGAAGAAGCUGUAUGGUAAAGAUGCAGCAAAGAUUCAGGGGAUGGAAGCAGCCAUGCAGCUCACCUUUGACCGCAACUGUGACAAAAAACAGCCCAAGUACUGGCCUGUUAUACCACUAAAUCUGUAGGACGAUCAGACCCCAUCAUUAGUAUGCCUGGUUCAACAGUGCUGACAGUACUGAAGUGAUGCAUCAAAUCUGCAUCUGUGAGGACCUUUAGCAUAUAUAGAACAAACACUUAUAUCCUUAUAGACAGAUAAAGCAUUUAGAGAGUACUUUUAAUAAAUUCUCAGUUCAAUAUGAUCAGUAUAAACUUUAAAAUUUUGAGUUUGAGUUCUGCAAUUUCCAAUUUACACUUGUUUUCUUUUGCAAUAUCUGAUAUCUGUACGUAAUGGCAUCCACACAGUUCUAUCUUUUUAAAGUUUCUCAUAUCAUUUAAAUGAUGGAAGCGCUGCUUAGAUGUGUCGUUCUUUUCAUGUAGUCAUUUCUGCCUAACUAGGUCAUUGCCUCCCCCACAGUUUUUGGUUGAUGUGUUUAGCCUGUCUCUUCUUUUUGCAUCUCACAUGAGACGGUGUUUGCUGGGUUAUUCUAUGGUGCAGUUUUUACAUUGAAGUUUCUCAGUUUUUUUUUAAUUCAAAAGAAGUCAUUGUUUAAUUAAUGUGGUUUGAUUGCUUAAUAAAUGUAUUGCAUUGAAAUGUGUGUGGGUGUGGCAGUUGAUAUAGUGCUUAUGCUUUAGAGAUGAUAAUCUUAUCUGAUUUAAGUUUUUCAUUAAGGAAAAAAAAUAGAAUUUUGCUCAUAUAUUCAUGUCUUUAACAUCCCUCUCUGGAGAUACAAUUAGAAAGAUCACUGUUUUACUGGUGUAUAGAUUUUGAAAGCAGAGUCUCUGUUUUGUGUGUGUGUGUGUGUGUAUGUGUGUGUCUACAAACAAACAAAAAGCAUUUACUUCCAAAAUUGAUUAAAACAUUUGAAAGAAUAGUUCAUCUCAAAAUAAAAAAUUCACUGGAAGAACCAAUAUUAUGGAUAGAGGACUGUAUUUUUAUGUCUGAAUGCCUUGAUGAAGGAUUUUUUUUAUCACAAACUCACUUCACAAGACGUGGUUUAUUGUGUUGUUUUUAUCAGCUGUUUGGGCUCCUGUUCACUGCAGACGAUCUAUUGGAGAGCGAGUAAUGUAAUGCUAAAUUUCUCCAAAUCUGUUCCCAUGAAGAAACAAACUAUUAUAUCUUGGA
Molecule: messenger RNA, 1921 nt
Organism: Carassius auratus (goldfish)
Lineage: Eukaryota; Metazoa; Chordata; Actinopteri; Cypriniformes; Cyprinidae
Gene: gemin8
Product: gem (nuclear organelle) associated protein 8
Exons: 4
Coding region: 171-824 (217 amino acids)
Biological process (GO): spliceosomal snRNP assembly
Cellular component (GO): SMN complex
Source: RefSeq, a predicted model, not a curated record